CGCCCGGACUCCGCCAUUCGCUGUACCGUUAUCGUCUGAUCGGCGCGUUGCGUUUCUUGAUCGUGCGUCGUCGGUGUUCAGUUUGGCAGUUGGAUUUUGGUGCCGGUUUGGUGUCUCGGGUUUGUUUGAUACGUCCCUGAGUGAUUGGAUUAUUACCCUAGUGAUUGGUGAUUCGAACGGGGGUAAGGUGAUCUUUGCCAUUCGUACUCUUGCAGUUUAAUUAACUUGUUCCGAGUUAGAAACGGUUAAAUAUGGGGCAGAGAAGGUCCAAGAAAUCACUGGAACAGAACCAAUCGAAAAUAGAUCCUUGAAGACGGACAUCAUAGCACUGAACCGGAGAGAAGAAAAUCGCAUUGGUGCAAGUGAGAUGCUGAAGUCGCAUUGUUUCCAUUUCCAUGGCUGCAUUGGUUAGCCAUGCGAUGCAUCGGUUCCCAACGUCACCUACGAACGCAGUUUAUUCUUCCUAUGGUCUAAAAAGCGAUUCUAGUUCUUCUCGCAGCACAGGCGUAGGCGGAAGCGGAACCGAAGGCGCUCUAUCGCGCUCGAUGCGCUACGCAGACCCGUGGCUUUACGGGAGCGUCCGAGGAAACCCUGGUGGUUUCCUGCUCGCUCCUGCACUCGUGUUGUGCACCUGUCCCGAUUAUAUCAACGGCACAAGAAGACCUUCGAAAAAAUCUCCUCACACGUGCAAAAAAUGCAAAGGGACCAGAUUGCCCUUAAACUCCGAAUCAAAAUUUGGAACCGUACGAUGUUACUCCAAAACUCAUUCGUCAUCAUCGACGCCCUUAAGAGCGGGCACAGUCCACAUUACAUCGUCACCUGCAAGGCCAUCGAUUCUACCUGCCGCUCCGGAUCCGUACGAUCUGAUGCGGCGGUCCAGACUUUCCGUACCGGAGCGAACCGGGUCGCCCUAUCGCGGCAGAUCUAUAUCCCCAAGCAGCAGAAACGUCGCAAUCGAUGUCAAACGCGAAAACGGUACCAGAUCGAAAAGCAUCAAAAAGGAUUCUCUCAACUCUACCGUCGGGCGUCGAUCCAUACUGGAAUGCAACAUUAAUCCAUACGAGUUGAUGGCUGGUGAUAAGCCGCAGCAAUCCAAUGAAACGAAAAGUGUUACUGUAUUAAACGGUCAGAGGAUCAGAGUGAGACCGACGUGCCUGAAUAUUCAUCAAGAUUAUGAAGACGUUUUGGACUCCAAGGCAUCUGCCGCGCAAUAUCCGUUUCCCAAGUACAAGCCGAAAAGUCCUGUCGCCGGCUUGAGUGCAAAAAUCAAACCUUCAGAAGAAGAUUACGAACGUAACACUAUACCGCGAAAUCAGUUCAAGUCUAUUUUGAAGAAACGAUCGACGUUGCACAGCGGCACAGACUCGGCUACGGAUUACGAAGAUGCGACACCGUCCCCGUCGAGAAAAUCUGGAUCUCAGUUUUACAUUCCUACUCCGCUUCCUAUGACACCUCGCAAGAAAGUACAGUUUCUAGACGCAAGCGAAAGCGAUGGUAGUCUUCAGUCCAGCUCCAGCGAUCUCGAAGAAGAACUAAAGCCUGAUACGAAAGUUGUAAUUAAGAACGAGAUUGAAGAUGAGGAAGAAGUUUUUGAGGAUGCAUCGGAAGAACCAGCACCUCCAGAUAAAAACCAAGAACUUUCUGAAGCCGUGGAAGCUAAAAAGAAGAAUAAUAAGUUGUUGAAACUGAAGCGCAGUUAUAGUGACCGGUUAAACAAUAAACAGAAUCACGUUGUUUUCCACGACACGAUGGCUCUGCGUAGCAAAAAACGGCCCAACGUCAAGAUCACUUUUUCAAGCGAAGACCUUGAAAAGCUGGAUGGAAUAACUUCCAGAACGAGGAAAAUAAGUCCGCGACCCCAUCGGCCGCCCCCGCCUCCACCUCCAGUUCAGCUUUGUGACAAAGAGAAAAAAGAGGAUUCCGAAUGCCAACAACUGAUUUUGCCUAAACCAGCGCCGAUCGAAAAGGCCGAUGAAAUAGAGAUAUCAAAAAUUCAAGAGGUUCCGCCAAUCGAUGGAGUGGAAGCUUUAACUCCUCCGUCUGCGCCACCAAGGAAGCGAAGCAACAACAAGCAACCUGCACUAAAUGUCAUCUGCAAGACACCAGAAACGCAAGCGUUCCUCGUUGGGCCUCAAAUAUCGGAGGAUAGCAAUAAGACGGUGGUUCAAAUUAGUUCGUCACCCAUCGUGUCACCUACUGUACAUAAAAUUCAGAUUAAAAACGAAUACCCCGAUUUAAAUAUAAAAACCAUAUCGGUUAGCGAAAGUCCGCAAAGGAAAACAUCGAUUCUUAUAAAUGGAGACAACUGCUACUCUACGGUGAACGUCAACGACAACAUUCCCUUAUACCAAUCUUCGGUUAUCGUUAAAGAUGACACUACCACGAUGAGAUCGCCGAAUAGAAGCAGCAGCAAAAUUUAUAUUACGGGCACUUUUAUAAGUUCUACUGAUACCGCCAACGAAUCAGAGGCAAUCAAAGAUAAACUGUCGGAAACAAAAGAUGAUAUACUCAUUGUACCGGACAUACGUGAGGGUACUUCUUGGUCUAAAGCUGAACAUGCACUUGACGACGACCAGAGUUCGUCUUCGUAUCACUCUGCAUCGUCCCACUGCAUAAAAGACGAAAAGGACUCGACAACACAUCUUCACGAAAUUCUUCGAGAUCCGGUGGAAGCGGUGCGUCAAAACUUAGUCCCUCAUGUCUGUGGAAAGUCAGACAUGUCUAGGAGAUCACAUGUAAACAAACCAUCAAAAACUCUCGACAAGAACGCAUCACUUUUCGAGUCACCACUGGAAGAUACCAAUCUCUCGUCAUCUUUAGAAGAGUCUUUUCUCAGGCUGCGAUGCUAUGAAUCACUUGGGGACGAUUUCAGCUCAGAACACAGUUCUUCAACGCAGUACGAGCUCAUGGAUCCCGGAUCAGAUAGCUACACAGAUCACAGCAAUCGCAGUUCAGUCACCGAGGAGGAGCUUUCGAACAGGACGAAAUUCUACGAGCUGCUGGCGGAUGCUGAUCACGUCGAAGUAUCGGAGAACGAGGAUCACCAUUAUGAAAGCAUCAAGAUCAAUAACGAUCCUAUUUAUGAGGAAAUUGAGAUUCCACCGCCAUUGCCAGCGAAUCCGCCGCCAUUGUGUCUUCUGGACGACCUCCAUUUGGAUAAAGAGUAUACGACGAGGUCAAUAUUUGAAGGGGCUUCCAAGUACGACAUACUAAGCUACCUGGUGGACGCAAAAGAGCGCGGAAUAGUACAAGAAGAUGGCUACGCUUAUAGCCUCGCUAACAACCAACCGAACGACGAAGAAACCAAAGAGUCUUACAACCGAACGUCCCACAUGAGCACCGUCAGCGAUUCGAGUGAAGACAAUUCUCUGAUCAUAUCCGGAGCUAUCAUAGACGAGAAGGCGACUUCCCAAAAACCAGCCGAAGUUGAAAGAAACGACUCGGGCGUCGGUUCUGAGACCAGUAAAAGUUCGCUGAGCAAGUAUAGGAGUAAGCAGGAAAUUUUGGUAUCAUGCGAAGACUGCGAAUUCGCUUUAGAUUCAAAAACCGAAAGCGAGCCGUUGUUAUGCAGGAAGUGCAGUAAGAAACGAUCUGAACGCAAGGAAAUUAUUACCGAGAUAGUGGAAACGGAGGAGAAAUACAGCAAAGACUUGCAAAUCAUUUUGGAAGAGUUCUAUCAACCGAUGCUCGUUGCCGGUCUACUUACUCCAGAUCAGCUCGCAACUAUUUUCUUAAACGUCGAAGAGUUGUUGGAAAACAGCCAGGCGCUAGCCGAAAGGCUUAGGGAUGCCGUGGAAAUUGCUCUCGAGCAAGGAGACGACGACCUGUUGACUGUAAAUAUUGGUAAACUGUUCCUAGAAGCGGCUCCAAUGCUUCACGGAUUUGAAACUUAUUGCGUUCGACAAGGAACUGCGAGUUUGCUACUGGCCAGUUUGGAAAAAGAAAAGGAAUUGCUAAGGAUUUUUCUUCGGGUCUCCCAAAUGGAAAAUACGCUGCUGAGGAGGAUGAAUUUAAAUUCUUUCCUAAUGGUUCCGGUACAAAGGGUAACCAAGUAUCCGUUGCUUCUCGCGCGGUUGUACAAAGUUACCCCUGUACACCACCAUACUAGGGAGAUACUGAAGGAAGCGCAACACAAGAUCGAACUUCAUUUGAACCACAUGAACUCGGAAACUAAAGAUGUGCCAAGCAAAUUGUGGAGACGGAUAGGGAGUAACUCCGGUAGGCGGCCUAGCACGGAAAUGGACUUGGCCAAUAUAAAACUAAGGAAAAUCGCUGUGGAUGUGUUGGAAUGGAACCAUGACGAGGCCAAAUUCAUCUUAGAGGGGAAGCUGUUGUUCACGCAACCCACGGACAACAACUGGAGGAAGGGGAGAACUAUCAAGUUAACUCCGAUUAACGCGCUACUUGUGACUAACGGAAAGCUACCCGUAACGAAGCAAUCGGAAAAGCUGGAGGACAAUUGUCUCGUGUUUUCCAAACAUUCGGGCGUGAGGGAGGCCGCUUUGUUGCUGGUCAGGGACAAAAAUGGAAGAUAUUCCCUACUACGGGAACCGCUGUAUCUGGACCGGUGUGUGGUUGCUGCUGAUCCGGCUUGGCAGAGCUACUUUGAGGUCCAGGAGCUUAUGGGAAAAGACACUUUCAUCUUUAAGGCUGAUGAAGAGAAGCAGACGCACUUAUGGUACAAACAGCUCCAGUAUCAUUCUCAAGGUCUCGGAGCAUGGAGAAAGAGGAGAAACGCCCUAGCCAAUAUCAUGAUAAACGGAAUGGGCCUGCGCACGUAGCACAUCAGGAACCUUUGAAUUAAGUUUACAGCUUUAAAUAAAGAAAUUAUUUAUAUCGAACAACGAUUCUUUUUCCUACUAAUAAUUAUAAUUGUAAAACUUAAUGAGGUAUUUUAAUUAUUAUAAGUAUUUUAGUAAUUUAGCUGUGAUAUUUCUUCGGUCUGGUAAUGGGUAUAUUUUAAUAUUAUUAUUGUAGUGCAUAGUAGCGAUGUUUAACUUAACCUAGUGUAAUAAUGAAAAAGUUGUAUGAAAUUGUAAUAAAGAUUUA
Molecule: messenger RNA, 5049 nt
Organism: Cylas formicarius (sweet potato weevil)
Lineage: Eukaryota; Metazoa; Arthropoda; Insecta; Coleoptera; Brentidae
Gene: RhoGEF64C
Exons: 12
Coding region: 396-4781 (1461 amino acids)
Biological process (GO): positive regulation of Rho protein signal transduction
Molecular function (GO): guanyl-nucleotide exchange factor activity
Source: RefSeq, a predicted model, not a curated record